AUGGCUCCCCUAACUUGCGUGGAGUUUCCUACCAACGGCGCCGGAAAAUGUCCUGUUGGGUUCGCACGUAGUGAAGCUGUUGUCUUGACCAGAGAGGUUGGUGGAUUCAAUCUCGCUUCCACAGGUAUUCCGUGCCAGGGCGCGGGAGUGAGUGCAACUGGCUUCAGUAGAUGCGUCGUAAAUCCCAACGAUCCAAGGUUCAUCAACCCAUAA
Messenger RNA from Pyrenophora tritici-repentis Pt-1C-BFP, 213 nucleotides. The record is from RefSeq and is a predicted model, not a curated record. Lineage: Eukaryota; Fungi; Ascomycota; Dothideomycetes; Pleosporales; Pleosporaceae.